Colletotrichum tamarilloi is the source of this 519-nucleotide messenger RNA. Its product is annotated as FluG domain-containing protein. The transcript is spliced from 2 exons. The record is from RefSeq and is a predicted model, not a curated record. Bases 1 to 519 code for a protein of 172 amino acids. NCBI's taxonomy places the organism in Eukaryota, Fungi, Ascomycota, Sordariomycetes, Glomerellales, Glomerellaceae.
AUGGCCGGCGGGACCCUCAUUGCCACAACCGCUGAACAUCUGUUCUCAGAACGGCAGCGCACUCAGCUGGCUGGUUGCUACCAGCUCCUCUGCUACACUGGCGCCCGGCCCGCUGAGGUCGCGCAUGUCGAAAGGAAAAAACCCAAAGACGGAAGCACGGACGAGAUUUUCAAGCUCCAAGGCGUCAAGUCCCUUGAUGUUGAGUGUGGCAAAGACGCAGAGAACGUGGAUUAUGAUGACCAACCAUCACAAGACAAAGACUCCCUUCUCCUCGACAGAUUGCUGAUACAGGAAACAGCCGGGCGGGGACGUCCGAAAGCCUUGUGCUAUGAGGACAUACUUAUGAUGAUUGUUCGCCAUCCAGUGACGGGACGAGCCGUACCGGCAAUGGCUGUUAAGUUCAUCCACCACAAAGGAGCUGACAACAAGCCAAGACCGACUGUCUUCUUCUUUAUGCCUACAAGAAGGCUCAUCUUCUAUGCCGUUAGCACCAUCAUCGCUCUAGCGCUCCAUAACUAG